Messenger RNA from Lipotes vexillifer (Yangtze River dolphin), 393 nucleotides. It is a transcript of the gene CCL24, whose product is annotated as C-C motif chemokine ligand 24. Gene Ontology annotation, molecular function: CCR chemokine receptor binding; chemokine activity. Lineage: Eukaryota; Metazoa; Chordata; Mammalia; Artiodactyla; Lipotidae. Bases 1 to 393 code for a protein of 130 amino acids. The transcript has 4 exons. Gene Ontology annotation, cellular component: extracellular region. The record is from RefSeq and is a predicted model, not a curated record. Gene Ontology annotation, biological process: eosinophil chemotaxis; positive regulation of cell migration; antimicrobial humoral immune response mediated by antimicrobial peptide.
AUGAACAUGGGAGAGGGGUCCGAGGAGAUAGACACGGCAGCCCCCAUGACCAUGGCAACCGGCCUCCUGCUCAUGGCCCUGUGCACCUACUGCAUUGUCCUUGCAGGCUCCAUGAUCAUCCCCUCUUCCUGCUGCAUAGCCUUCAUUUCCAAGAAAAUUCCUGAGAGACGAGUGAUAAACUACCAGCUGUCCAACAGGAGUGUCUGCCCCAAGGCAGGAGUGAUCUUCACCACCAGGAAGGGCCAGAGGUUCUGUGGCAACCCCAAGUUGCUGUGGGUCCAGAGGUACAUGAAGAACUUGGAUGCCAAGCAGAAGAAAGCGUCCACUAGGACCAGAGUGAUGGGUGCCAAAGUCACUGUCCAGAGGCACCCUGCCAACAGCACCUUCAACUAA